Molecule: messenger RNA, 1200 nt
Organism: Eremothecium cymbalariae DBVPG#7215
Lineage: Eukaryota; Fungi; Ascomycota; Saccharomycetes; Saccharomycetales; Saccharomycetaceae
Exons: 1
Coding region: 1-1200 (399 amino acids)
Source: RefSeq, a predicted model, not a curated record
AUGCACCCAAGUCCAACUAAAGGGAAUCAUUCCCUAUAUUUACUCCCGGUUUCAUUUGUAAGUGGAAUAAUAGUAUCUUGGUUAAUCAGAUCCAAUUAUCAAACUGUGACACCAAGCAGCAUAACGCAUUCUCUACCUAAAUUUCAGUUACCUAUUAACACAUUAGGGUAUGACGAUUUGAGAGAAUGUAUCAAAAGCACGUCGUUGCCUUUGCAGUACUGUUAUGAUGGAUUCAGUGGUUCUACUAUUUUUGAAGCACACGUUGGAUUCGGUAAGGAUACUGGCGAACAAUAUAAGGAGUGCAUUUCUAAUGUGGGUUACUUAAUUAACUCUAAUGAAGACAUGUCAAAAGACAAGGUUUUAAUGAGUGUUGAGAAUUGCAUUAAAGGUGCACAAUACACACCUGAAUGGAUUGUAAAGCCAGCCAGCCAGAGAUCUCGACUGUUAUUGGGAAGGAUCUUUAAGAAGACCUAUGAGUUUUUUAAGUUUUUAGUAGUACUCAGCAUUUUGGGUUUUCAAGGAUAUUUGUUUAGUGAGAGCUACUUGAGCAAACACAAGGAUCUUGAAGAUUAUGAGUCUCUGCCACAAGCCCAAGCCCAAACAGAAACCAAGACUGAGGAGAAGCAGAGAACUCAAAAUGUAUUGCAUCAGAAGGAGAAGAAGCCAAGUGAGGUUCAUAAGAACAGGAAAUCUCCGGUAAAGGUAGACAUUCAGGCAAAACCAAGGGCCAUGCCAGCGGUAGAGUCUGAGAACACAGUUCCAGAGGAUAAUACGACAGCGGCUAUUGCAAAACAUACUGUACAGAGUCAUGGCAAUCUUCCAAGUUUACAAAGUUUGCCAAAAAACAGUUUAGUUGCCACACAGAGUAAGAACCGAGUGAUUAUCAACUGUAAGGAGAAGGGACUAGUGUUUGAUAUGACUACGAAGGAGGGCGUUCAAAAAUGGCGGGAUUACGUGAACCGCGGGAAGUCACAUCCAUCACCUAUUGAGGAAAAGGCAAUGGUGCCAACACAAGUAUGUUUAACACCAAUACCAAAUCCACCAGUUGACUUCAGUCGCAUUUCUCUUUACGAUCACAAUGGAAAGGCGUUCCGUCGAAUUUUUGUACCUGGUCUCGGAUGGAUAACCAGAGACAGAUGCAUACAACUAAUGCAGGAACAAGGUUACAAGGAAAACCAGGCUAGAGGAUUAGACUAUUAA